Molecule: messenger RNA, 1377 nt
Organism: Dovyalis caffra
Lineage: Eukaryota; Viridiplantae; Streptophyta; Magnoliopsida; Malpighiales; Salicaceae
Source: the annotation of a GenBank genome assembly
AUGGAAGGAGUGAAUUUCAAAAGUUCAAAUCUGUCCUCCGCUGCUUCUCUUGGACCGGCGAUGUCAAUGGGAAGUGAAGCAAAUAAUGUUCGUUCUUCUCGAGUUUCAGACUUUGCAACCCUAGAGCAAUCUCUUGGGUUUCGCAUAGAAGAUGCUGUUGAUCUUAGCAGAAAUUCUAUCUUUAAUCAAUUAAAAUCUAGCAGCCAGGCAAUAGGUGCUGAUGUCCAGUUUGGCGCUUUAAAUAAGCCCCAUGCAUCUUCAGAUAUAAAUCUCUCAGCUGCCGUUUUGGGGUCCCAGGCAAUCCCAGUACAAAAAGAAGUGCAAAUAAAUCCAGUUUCUAUCCCCGGCAACCAUCCUGAGAAUUGGGGAGAGACCAGUAUGGCAGAAGCCAGUCCUAGAACUGAUACCUCAACUGAUGACACAGAUGAAAAAAAUCUAAGGUUUGAAAGAGGACAAUCAACUGCAAUAGUGGCAUCCGAUUCCAGUGACAAGUCAAAAGAAAAAGCAGGGGAUCAGAAGACAUUAAGAAGGCUUGCUCAAAAUCGUGAAGCUGCCAGAAAAAGCCGAUUGAGGAAAAAAGCAUAUGUACAACAGCUGGAGAGCAGCCGGCUGAAGCUGACCCAACUGGAGCAAGAGCUCCAGAGAGCCCGGCAACAGGGAAUUUUCAUAUCAAGCUCAGGAGACCAAACCCAUUCAAUGAGUGGAAAUUGUGCCUUGGCAUUUGAUGCAGAAUAUGCACGGUGGCUAGAAGAACAGAACAAGCACAUAAGUGAGCUGAGGGCUGCAGUCAAUUCACAUGCAGGAGAUACUGAACUUCGUGCCAUUGUCGACGAGGUUGCUGCACACUUCAAUGACGUUUUCAGGCUGAAAGGCACUGCCGCAAAAGCUGAUGUUUUCCACAUCUUAUCAGGCAUGUGGAAAACACCAGCAGAGCGUUGUUUCAUGUGGAUUGGUGGCUUUCGCUCAUCUGAACUCCUCAAGCUUCUUGCGAAGCAACUGGAGCCUCUGACGGAGCAGCAGUUAAUGGGCAUUUACAAAUUGCAGCAAUCUUCCCAACAGGCAGAAGAUGCUAUGUCACAAGGGAUGGAAGCACUGCAGCAAUCUCUGGCAGAAACCUUGGCUAAUGGCAACCCUGGCUCUUCAAGUUCAUCUGGGAAUGUGGCAAACUAUAUGGGUCAAAUGGCCAUGGCCAUGGGAAAGCUAGAAACUCUAGAGGGGUUCCUUCGUCAGGCUGAUAAUCUGAGGCAGCAAACACUAGAACAAAUGCACCGUAUACUGACAACUCGGCAAUCAGCCCGUGCACUUCUGGCCGUGCAUGACUAUUUCUCUAGGCUACGAGCCCUUAGUUCUCUCUGGUUGGCCCGACCGCAGGAAUGA